AUGGCUACCGUGCGGGCCCCUACAUCACAGAGCUCCGGCUCCGGCUCCGGCUCCGGCUCGAGGAGGUCCAGCAGGCGAGUCGUGGGCGAGUUCACCAUCGAGAAGGAGAUCGGCAAGGGAAGUUUUGCCCAGGUCUACCUAGGAUGGCACAAGGUGAGUCCUGUCCUCCCUCCCCUGUCGCGCUCUGCUGUGCUCACACGCGGUAUGCAGGACAGGAAGCAGGCCGUCGCCAUCAAGUCGGUAGAGCUGGAACGUCUGAAUAAGAAGCUCAAGGAGAACCUGUACGGCGAGAUCAAGAUCCUCAAGACGUUGCGACACCCUCACAUCGUCGCCCUCCACGACUGCAUCGAAUCAUCAACACACAUCAACCUCAUCAUGGAGUACUGUGAGCUAGGCGACCUGUCGCUCUUCAUAAAGAAGCGCGAGAAGCUUGGCACCCACCCGGCCACCCACGACAUGGCUCGCAAGUACCCGAGCUCAUCCAACUCUGGUCUCCACGAGGUCAUUAUCCGCCACUUCCUCAAGCAGCUCUCGAGCGCCCUCGAGUUCCUCCGCAGCAACAACUAUGUCCACCGGGAUGUCAAGCCCCAGAACCUGCUCCUGCUCCCCGCCAGGACCGUCCGCGAGGACCGCGGCUUCCCCGUCAUGGAGGCCAGCCAGAACUCGCUCAUCCCCGUCGCCGGACUCGCCUCGCUCCCCAUGCUCAAGCUGGCCGACUUCGGCUUCGCCCGCGUCCUCCCCUCCACGUCCCUGGCAGACACCCUCUGCGGCUCCCCGCUGUACAUGGCCCCCGAGAUCCUCCGCUACGAGAGGUACGACGCCAAGGCCGACCUCUGGUCCGUCGGCACCGUCCUGUACGAGAUGGUCACCGGCCGCCCGCCGUUUCGGGCACGGAACCACGUUGAGCUGCUGAGGAAGAUAGAAGCUGCCGAAGACGUCAUCAAGUUCCCUCGCGAGGUCGCCGUCACUUCGGAGAUGAAGGCGCUCGUCCGCGGCCUGCUCAGGAGGAAUCCCGUCGAGAGGAUGUCGUUUGAGAACUUCUUCGGCCACUCCGUCAUGACGGACGACAUUCCCGGACUCGUCGACGACGACCUGCCAGCUGGAUCAGCAAAGCCCAGACAGCAGCCGGCGCCGUCGUCGUCGUCGUCACAGGCCAGGUCCCCGGCCGACGCCGCCGCCGCCGCCGCCGCGUCCCCGCGGGAACAGGUGCCGAGGACAGCCCCGUCCUCUAGCCCGAGGCAGCAGCAGGGAGGGCACCGUCCGUCCUUGUCAUCUGACAGGGACGGUCUGGGUAUCCGCCGCCCGGCCGCCGCCCAGCACACGGCAUCGGCACCUGUCCAGCAUCGGCUGGGUGACGCUGCCGCCCGCCAGUCUCCGGCCGACACCCGGGCACGGCAGUCGCCCGGCCGUACGCCUACGGAGGAGGAAAGGGCAGCGCAGGAGGUCAUGUUUGAGCGGGACUACGUCGUCGUCGAGCGGAGGCACGUCGAGGUCAACGCGCUCGCCGACGAACUGGCUGCCAACGAGAAGCUCGGCCACGGAGGGGCGAACCCCCCGCGAGCCGGUCAGCUCUCGCGGCGCUCGACGCAGCAGGGUGCCCCGACGGCGACGGCGGGUGCCAUCCCGACGCCCACGUCGCGCAACGCCCUGGUGGCGCAGGGCCGACCCGCUCACGACCGUCGGGGGUCCUACGACAGGCCCCCCUCGGUCAGCCCGAGCUCGGCGUCGAGCGCCAUCUCCAAGGCCAUACAGGACGCCAGCCUGCGCCUGUUUGGCUUCAAGGUGCCGCCUCUCCGCGGCGGGGCCAAGGGCCAGUCGCCGCCGCUGUACCAGGCCUUCCCCGCGUACCCCACUCCCGCGCUGACGGCCGGGCUCCUCGGCGACGGCAGCAGCAGGGGCACGGGAUCGGCAUCGUCGGACGAGGACGUGAUGGCGGCCCAGACGAUCGAGGAGCUGGCGACGCGGAGCGACUGCGUCUUUGGGUUCGCCGAGGUCAAGUACAAGCAGCUGAUACCGCUGGCACCGUCGGUGGAGCACGGCCUCGGCGGCGUCGACGUCGACCAGGCCAGCUCCGACGAGGACGGGCUGACGACGGAGGCGGUCGUGGUCCUGUCGGAGGAGGCGCUGGUGCUGUACGUCAAGUCGCUGACGCUGCUGGCGCGGGCCAUGGACAUUGCCAGCGUGUGGUGGGCCAAGAAGAGCCGAGGCGAGGCGGCGACCGGCAUAUCGGCCGCCGUGUCGCAGUCGGCGGCGCAGCGCAUCAACGCCGUGGUGCAGUGGGUGCGGCAGCGCUUCAACGAGGUGCUCGAGAAGUCGGAGAUCAUCCGGCUCAAGCUGCUCGGGGCGCAGAAGCAGCUGCCGCCGGACCACCCGAACCACCCGGCCAACCACGGGGUGGACGAGUACUCGUCGUCGGUGACGACGACGUCGUCGGCCGGCAUCGGCGGCCCCAGCAGCCUCGGCGGCGUCGGCGCCGGUGCCGGCAUCAAGCACGUCUACCUCACGCCCGGGACGAGCGCGGAGAAGCUCAUGUACGACCGGGCGCUGGAGAUGAGCCGCUCGGCCGCCAUCGCCGAGGUGGCCAACGAGGAUCUGCACGGGUGCGAACUGUCAUACGUGACGGCGAUCCGCAUGCUCGAGGCCGUCCUGGACAGCGACGAGGAUAGCUCCCGACGGGUGGCUGGUAAGGAGCCAUCCAGGGAGGGGAACGGUGGUAUCGACUGCGAGGAGGAGCAGCAUGUUCGCAAGAUGAUCUCCAUGAUCAGCGGUCGUCUCAACUCGGUCAGGCAGAAGCUGCAGAUGAUUGCCGAUGCCAGUAGACAGUCGCGUCGAAGCGGAGAUGCCAGUCCACGACCGUAA
Messenger RNA from Geosmithia morbida, 2859 nucleotides. RefSeq names its product serine/threonine-protein kinase ULK2. The transcript is spliced from 3 exons. Gene Ontology annotation, biological process: protein autophosphorylation; autophagosome organization; autophagy. The record is from RefSeq and is a predicted model, not a curated record. Gene Ontology annotation, molecular function: protein serine/threonine kinase activity; ATP binding. Bases 1 to 2859 code for a protein of 952 amino acids. Gene Ontology annotation, cellular component: cytoplasm; autophagosome. NCBI's taxonomy places the organism in Eukaryota, Fungi, Ascomycota, Sordariomycetes, Hypocreales, Bionectriaceae.